Podospora pseudopauciseta is the source of this 1631-nucleotide messenger RNA. RefSeq lists its product as uncharacterized. Gene Ontology annotation, biological process: protein lipoylation. NCBI's taxonomy places the organism in Eukaryota, Fungi, Ascomycota, Sordariomycetes, Sordariales, Podosporaceae. Gene Ontology annotation, cellular component: cytoplasm; mitochondrion. The transcript has 3 exons. The record is from RefSeq and is a predicted model, not a curated record. Bases 211 to 1569 code for a protein of 452 amino acids. Gene Ontology annotation, molecular function: lipoyltransferase activity.
CCCGCAUCGAUUUGACUUGGGUGCUUCUUGGCUCUGUCGCAGGGAUCAACGGUCCCGUGCCGGGGGGGGAAGAGGCGCUAGCGAAUCCCUGACCGUUCCUGGUUCCCGGGCCCCGGCUGCCUUUUUUGGGUACAGGCCGUUGAGGUUCUUUUUAUUUAUGUACCUUAUCUUCGCAGACACCCCCCCUCCAACAUCCCCCAGGCCCAUCCAAUGGCCACACCUGCCCUCCGAAAUGCCUGGCGCAUACGCUCCAUAUUAUCAACGAGGCACGCUCGGCCAAUAACUACCAAAGCAAUCUCCCAAAAGUUCCAAAUCUACACCUCCAGCUCAGCCAACCCAUACCUCAACCUCUCCAUCGAGCACCACCUCCUCGAAAAGUCCGACCCCGACUCGACCAUCCUCUUCCUCUACACAAACGACCCAUGCGUGGUCAUUGGCCGCAACCAAAACCCCUGGACUGAAGUCAACCUUCCACAACUAGCACAGACAAGAAUAAAAUUCGGCCAGCUCAAGCACCACCUCGUCCGCCGGCGCUCAGGAGGGGGAACCGUCGUCCAUGAUCACGGCAACGCGAACUGGUCCGUCAUCUGCCCCAAGGAUGUCUUCGAUAGGGAUAAGCACGCGCUCAUGGUGGUGGAAGCGCUGAAGAAUAUGGGAAUAAAGGGUGUCAAGGUCAACGAAAGACAUGAUAUUGUUCAGGAAGCGCAAGAUGCCGAAGGACCCGAGCCUGCGCCGUCGACAUACAAAAUCUCGGGUUCGGCGUACAAAUUGACGGGCAAGCGCGCGUUGCACCAUGGUACAUUACUUCUCAACUCUGACUUGAGCGAUAUCUCGGGGUUGUUGCGCAGCCCAGCAGCACCAUAUAUCGCCGCCCAGGGCGUGGAAAGUGUCCGGAGCCCAGUCUGCAACGUGGGAGUGGAGGAUAAUGCCGACUUCUACAAGGCCGUUAUCGACCAGUUCAUGACCAUGUAUCCGGAUAGCCAGUCGGCUGAGGUGAAAGAGGUGGAACAGCAAGAGGCGCUGAACCAUGACAAUAUUUGGAAAGGGGUUCAAGAGCUACUGUCCCCAAAAUGGCUCUGGGAAUCCACCCCUAAAUUCCGCCUCGCCUCCCACCCAACCCCCGAAGACCCCCGACCACGUCCCCACCCUCCAUCAAACUUCUUCCUCACUCUCACAGCCCGCCACUCAGAAAUCCUCGACCUCCAAACCGACUCCCCCCUCUUCCGCUCCGAGGACCACACCGCCUCGCUCAACUUUUUGUUGAAGCAAAAAAUCCACGAAGUCCCCAAGUACUGCGACCUCCGCGAGUGGAAACACUACAUCAACUUCCGCAUCGAGAACGGCAAGUCGCUGACCCUCCGCAACGAGAGCGUGGGGAGCAUAUGCAAGUGGUUGUUGGGGGACGACAUGUUGGCGACGGGACCGAUAAGGGGGAUCAACAAGAGUUUAAAGACGAAGCUCAAGGAGCUGAAGCAUUGCAGGGAUGGGGGCAAGCCUUUGGUCUUGGACCAUGCUGCGUUUGUGUUUGGCAAGCCCGAGUAUGGAUGGUAUGUGGUAGAUAAGCAAUAACAUCAGAAAAAAAAACAUCCGAUCCCAAAAAACCAACAUGAUCAUUAUCAUACCCUCCCCAU